Messenger RNA from Xylaria bambusicola, 1652 nucleotides. RefSeq names its product beta-lactamase/transpeptidase-like protein. NCBI's taxonomy places the organism in Eukaryota, Fungi, Ascomycota, Sordariomycetes, Xylariales, Xylariaceae. The transcript has 6 exons. The record is from RefSeq and is a predicted model, not a curated record. The coding region runs from base 161 to 1570 and encodes 469 amino acids.
CGCAUGAAUGGUUAUCUAGCUUGUAGUGUAAUAAAUAGCAGUAGCUUUUUUAAAUUACUUCUCUCAUAUUCGUCUGAUGUAGGUGUCAGUCACUUGUUCUUUCUUCAGAAUACCACCAAUUGCUCUAUCUUCAUUAUAGCCUUCCUACCUAGUCUCCGCCAUGUUUCCAAGACGUGUCGCGUCUACAUUCUAUCAUGCCACGACUCGUUCUGGUACAGCACAAUCGGGGACCCCGAAGGCCGCAAUCAGUGGAGCUCAUCGUUUCUGGAGACAGCUAUCUUCUGCUAGCUGUACCAAUACUUUAGAAGACGCCUUUGAAGCCGCCUGCUCUACGCGCGAGAUUCCCGGGGUGGCUCUGCUGGCUUCCAAUCGAACCGAUAGCUGGAACUACUGCAAAGCAUUCGGUCGCCGGUCUGUUCAUGAGUCUGCUAGCGAGGAACCCCUUGACGAAAACUGUUCGAUGUGGAUCGCCUCGUGCACCAAGCUCUUAACAUCGAUUACCUCCAUGCAAUGUGUCGAACGCGGCUGGGUCGGUCUCGAUGACGACGUCCGGGAUAUUCUACAUGAACUCAAAGAUAUCGAUAUCUUGAAACCCAAGAGCACGUCCCAGGGCCUUUCGACUACCAAGAAUGUCCGGCCCAUCACGUUAAGGCAUCUGUUGACACACACAUCUGGUUUCGCAUACGAAUUCAACGAGCCGAUUCUUCAAGAGUGGCGCCGACAGCAGCCAGAGGAUCAGAGAGGUUCUUGGGCCACCCUGCGCGGUCGCUUUCAGCAUCCUCUUGUAUACGAGCCGGGCACUAGCUGGUCCUACGGCCCCUCGAUCGAUUGGGCGGGACUUCUCGUCGAGCGCCUGAGUGGCAUGAGUUUACAAGACUACAUGGCUCGCAACAUCUGGGAACCCUUGGGUAUCAAAUCGAUGACAUUCUUCCUCUUGACUAGGCCCGAUAUGCAGUCCAAGGCCGCAUCCAUGUGUUGGCGCGAAUGCGAAAGCGUUGCGUCUGAAGAAUUCUCGCCUGUUGUCCACGCCGAGCGUCAGCCGACACUAGAACCCGAUUUAGAGGACUGUCUUGGUGGUGGCGGGAUAUACGCUACCCCAUCUGAGUACAUCAAGGUUCUUCGCGCGCUCCUUGGCGAUGCCUCUGCCGGAAGUGUGUCUGAUGCCGCCCCUCCACCCUCGGCGCAGCUGCUACGUCCCUCGACUGCCGAGGCUAUGUUCGAACCCCAGUUGAAUGAAUCCGGGCGUAAAGCUUUGCAGGCCGUCUCCGAGAUCCCGAAGCUCAAUCUCAUGAUGGGCGGCAUGCCUAUGGCGACCAAGAAGGAUUGGGGCCUCGGUGGAAUGUUGGUCAUGGAGGACUUGCCUGGCUGGCGCCAGAAAGGCGCCAUGACGUGGGGUGGCACGCCGAAUCUCACCUGGUGGAUUGAUCUCAAGGCGGAACUUUGUGGGCUUUAUGCCGGGCAGCUGAUGCCCCUUGGAGACAAAAGAUCGGUCGAGCUAACACAGUUGUUCGAACGGGAGAUGUAUGCUAGAUAUAGACAGACAACAAGCAUGCCAAGCGGAGAGGUAUAGUAGACGGUCCGGUAUCACGUUAAGUGCACAAUCAUUAGACACGGUCCGGUAUCACGUUAAGUGCACAAUCAUUAGACACAGU